AUGGAUCAGCUCAAGAACCUCGCCAGCGGAAGCAAGGGCAACACCAACAACGCCGCUGCUGCCGGUCAGCAGAAGCAGGACCCCCUUGACAAGGCCUUCGACUUUGGCUCCAAGAAGGCCGGCCACGACUUCAACCCCAGCACCGACGAGAAGAUCACCGACGGUGCCCGCGGUCUCUACGAGAAGGUCACCGGAUCCAAGGUCAACUCCAAGAUCUCCAACUAA
This is a messenger RNA of Colletotrichum spaethianum, 225 nucleotides long. RefSeq lists its product as uncharacterized. Bases 1 to 225 code for a protein of 74 amino acids. The transcript has 3 exons. NCBI's taxonomy places the organism in Eukaryota, Fungi, Ascomycota, Sordariomycetes, Glomerellales, Glomerellaceae. The record is from RefSeq and is a predicted model, not a curated record.